Molecule: messenger RNA, 855 nt
Organism: Metschnikowia bicuspidata var. bicuspidata NRRL YB-4993
Lineage: Eukaryota; Fungi; Ascomycota; Pichiomycetes; Serinales; Metschnikowiaceae
Gene: IPP1
Product: inorganic diphosphatase
Exons: 1
Coding region: 1-855 (284 amino acids)
Biological process (GO): phosphate-containing compound metabolic process
Cellular component (GO): cytoplasm; nucleus
Molecular function (GO): inorganic diphosphate phosphatase activity; magnesium ion binding
Source: RefSeq, a predicted model, not a curated record
AUGUCUUACACCACCCGUCAAAUUGGUGCCGCCAACACUUUGGACUACAAGGUCUACAUCGAGAAAGAUGGCAAGGUCGUGUCGCCCUUCCACGACAUCCCCUUGUACGCCAACAAGGAGAAGACCAUUCUCAACAUGAUCGUGGAGGUCCCCAGAUGGACCAACGCCAAGUUGGAGAUCUCCAAAGAACAGAAGUUGAACCCCAUCAUCCAGGACACCAAGAAGGGCAAGUUGAGGUUUGUGAGAAACUGUUUCCCUCACCACGGCUACAUCCACAACUACGGUGCCUUCCCUCAAACCUGGGAGGACCCCAACCAGGUCCACCCCGAGACCAAGGCCAAGGGAGACGACGAUCCUUUGGACGUGUGUGAGAUUGGCGAGCAGGUUGCCGAGGUCGGGCAGGUCAAGCAGGUCAAGGUGUUGGGAGUCAUGGCCUUGUUGGACGAGGGCGAGACCGACUGGAAGGUGAUUGUCAUUGACGUCAACGACCCCUUGGCGCCCAAGUUGAACGACAUCGAGGACGUCGAGACCCACUUGCCCGGCUUGUUGAGGGCCACCAAUGAGUGGUUCCGGAUCUACAAGAUCCCCGACGGCAAGCCCGAGAACCAGUUUGCCUUUUCCGGCGAGUGCAAGAACAAGAAGUACGCGGACGAGGUUGUGGCCGAAUGCGCCGAGGCCUGGGACAAGUUGAUCAAGGGCUCGACCGCGCCAGGCGAGAUCGACUUGACCAACAGCACCUUGAGCUCCACCGCCUCGUUCUCCGAGGCCGCGGAGGUGCCCGCGGCGUCUCCCCUCCCCGCCGCGCCCAUCGACAAGUCUGUGGACAAGUGGUUUUUCAUUUCCGGCGCCCACUAG